Messenger RNA from Lactuca sativa (garden lettuce), 970 nucleotides. RefSeq names its product protein cornichon homolog 1. Gene Ontology annotation, biological process: vesicle-mediated transport. The record is from RefSeq and is a predicted model, not a curated record. NCBI's taxonomy places the organism in Eukaryota, Viridiplantae, Streptophyta, Magnoliopsida, Asterales, Asteraceae.
GUGGAGUUGAAUCGAACCGAUCUCAAUUCGGUUCAAGUAUACCCUGGUCGGUAUACCGGUUUAUUUUGUGUGGCGGGUUGGCGACGAGUUUGAUAUCCCAUCGUCUCACAAGUCCUUGAUUGCUUCGAUUUACUAAAGCAGUGUGCAAUUCAAACCCAAUACACAAUCCAUCCAAUACAGACGUCACAAAUUCGAUUUUGUUCCAUCUGCAAAAUGGCAACGUAACAUUGGGGCAAUUUCCUUCCAAAUUUGCGUGUUCGUCGUCCUAUCGUCUGCAAAUUUUGAUGGCAUGGGAAGUAAUUUUGUGGAUCAUCUUCUUUAUCAUCAACAUGGUCCUUAUCGCCUCUAAUCUCUAUCAGAUUGUAUGUCUAUCGGAUUUGGAGUCUGAUUACAUGAACCCAUAUGAAUCAUCAUCUCGCAUUAAUGCUGUGGUAGUCCCUGAAAUGGUGCUCCAUGGUGUAUGUUCUGUUCUUCUUCUUGUGACAGGCUAUUGGUUCAUGUUCCUUCUUACACUUCCAAUAACUAUCUAUAAUUCCAUGUUAUACAUGAACAGACAACAUCUUAUAGAUGUAACUGAAGUCUUCAGAUACGUUGAUGCUGAAAAGAAGUAUCGGAUUGCCAAGCUGGCAGUAUACUUAUUUCUCUUUAUCCUAGUUGUCAUCAGAUCUAUGAUUGCUGGAAAGUUCUCCACCAUCUUAGAACCAUUCCAUCCUACUAAUGAAGAUCUUGACAUCCUUUCUCAUGUUCUAGAGUUUUAGUUCAUCAUAAACUAAAGAAUUUAGUUGUUAUAAAAGAUUUGUAGUAGCUUUGAACAUAAUGUAAUAAAUUAAAGAAUUUAGUUGUUAAUUUUGGAUUCUAAAUUCUAAAGUAGAAUGCAUGAAUUGGUAUUGUGCAGGACGGUAUUAGUGGUUAUCGAGAAUGUAAUAGGUGAUAUUGAUGAAGGAUUACCGGGACUUGACUUUUUUUGAUC